AUGGGAUGGCAAAAAGUUGAAGGCCUACUUACUCAAUUGGCCGUUGGCCGUGGUAAUAAUGUAUGGGGUGUGAACGCACAAGAUAAUAUAUUUCGAUACAUAAACGGCACUUGGUAUCAAGUUCUAGGAGCCGCUACGUAUGUUGGUGUUGGUGCCGAUGGAACCGUCUGGGUUGUUAAUCGAUCUAAUGCUAUUUAUGCAUGGUGCUUUUGCUUUGCUAUACUACAUAUUAUAGGAUACAGAUUCUCGGCGGUUGGCGAUAAAACUCAUGUUUGGGGAGUUAAUAAUUCAAGCGCUAUUUUUCUUCGAGUUAAUGGUGAUAUAAACACUAAUGGGAUAUGGGCACAGGCUUCAGACGGAACGGUUUGGGGUGUUAAUAGCAACCAUGAUAUUUAUAAAUGGGAUGGAUACAAUUGGGUACAAGUAGGUGGCAAGCUUAACCAAAUUUAUGUUGGCAGCCGAGAUCUUAUUGUUGGUGUAAAUGAUAAUAAUGAAAUCUAUCAAUAUGUUAAUAAUACUUGGCGCCAGAUAGAUGGUUCACUCAAAUAUGUUGCAAUUUCUAUUGAUGGCAUUUUAUGGGGUAUUAAUAAUUACAGCGAAAUUUUUACACGUCAAGAUAAUUUGAUUAGUCAGACAUAUUCGAAUAAUAAUUCACAACCCACUAAUAAUAAUAAUUCACAAACCACUUAUUACGAUCAAAGCCAUUCAGACAUAAUCAUAGGUCUAGGUGCAGGCUUAG
This is a messenger RNA of Racocetra persica, 739 nucleotides long. Lineage: Eukaryota; Fungi; Glomeromycota; Glomeromycetes; Diversisporales; Gigasporaceae. The record is from the annotation of a GenBank genome assembly.